AUGGCAGCUCCUUCUCAAGCCAUAGUUCCCACCGAUGCCGAGCUGCUGCAGGCGCAAGCCGACCUAUGGCGCCACAGCCUGUACUACCUCACGUCCAAGGCGCUCAAGUGCGCCGUCGAGCUCCACAUCCCAACUGCCAUACAUGACCUAGGAGGGGCUACCACGCUGCCGGAACUGGUCAACGCGCUGUCCCUCCCCCAGACCAAGCUUCCAUUCCUUGGCCGCGUGAUGCGGUUGCUUGUCACGUCGGGUAUCUUCGCGUCCAACAAUGGCGAUGGAGCGGAGGCCGUGUACCGCUUCAACUCACUCUCCUGGCUCCUGGCAGGAAACGUCACUGCAGCGGCGAUCAUCAAGGCGUUCCCUGACAUCAAAUGCACCGUGCUGAACCUUCCAAGGGUUGUUGAGACGACGACGACACCUGCCGCACCAGCUCAUGAUGCUGUUAGCGAUGUCACGGGUGAUUUGUUCCACACCAUCCCGCCUGCUCAGGCUGUGAUGCUCAAGGUAUGA
Messenger RNA from Miscanthus lutarioriparius, 510 nucleotides. The record is from the annotation of a GenBank genome assembly. Lineage: Eukaryota; Viridiplantae; Streptophyta; Magnoliopsida; Poales; Poaceae.